This is a messenger RNA of Etheostoma cragini (Arkansas darter), 5329 nucleotides long. RefSeq names its product protein jagged-2-like. The transcript is spliced from 26 exons. Gene Ontology annotation, cellular component: plasma membrane; protein-containing complex. The record is from RefSeq and is a predicted model, not a curated record. Gene Ontology annotation, biological process: multicellular organism development; establishment or maintenance of epithelial cell apical/basal polarity; heterophilic cell-cell adhesion. Gene Ontology annotation, molecular function: calcium ion binding; Notch binding. Lineage: Eukaryota; Metazoa; Chordata; Actinopteri; Perciformes; Percidae. The coding region runs from base 284 to 4039 and encodes 1251 amino acids.
ACCGCUGCUCUCCUUCUCGGUGGUUAGUGCGUUGAGCGGCGGAGGGAAGUAAAGUUAACGCGUCUGGUUCGUGCUUCCGUGGACCAAACAGCAGCAGCAGCGGUGCGCUUUCCCUCCUCCAGAUCCUCCAGAUCCUUCAGAGCCGCGGGCAUCCCGGAGAGCCUCGGACACCAGCAGGAGGAUACUGCUUUCUUCUUCUUCUUCAUUAUCAUUAUUUUGACUGAUUGAGACAUACAUAUUUUUCUCUUUCCCUAAUGGUAACCAACACUGAGCAGCCGGAGACAUGUGGAAUAAUCUGGGGAAACUGCACCUAUUCUCACUAGUGUGUCUUCUCCUGACGCUGGGGGCCGAGGUGUCUCAUUGUACGGGCUACUUCGAGCUGCAGUUGAUUUCGGUGGAAAACCCCAAAGGUCAGCUCCUGAACGGCGACUGCUGCGACGCGGAGAAGAGCGCAGCGGAGGGCCACUGCGGCGAGGACGAGUGCGACACCUACUUCAGAGUGUGUUUAAAGGAAUACCAAACAGAGGUCACGACCAACGGACAGUGCACCUACGGCUCGGAAACUACAAAGGUUAUCGGUGGGAAUACUUUUCAGUUCAAGGGCGGACAGAAAACCGGACCGAACCGGAACAAUGACGCCGGGAAGAUCCUCAUCCCCUUCCAGUUCGCGUGGCCGCGAGCAUACACUGUGAUAGUGGAGGCGUGGGACAGGGACAACGGCACUCACAGCAAUGAUGAUGAGCUGCUGAUUGAGCGCAGCAUCUACAAAGGGAUGAUCAACCCCGGGGACGAGAAGCAGACGGUGGAGUAUAAACGCUCAACCACCAGCCUGGAGUACACCAUCCGCGUGCGAUGCGACGAAAACUACUACGGCAGCAAGUGCAACAAAGUGUGCCGUCCCCGCGACGACUACUUCGGCCAUUACGUGUGCGACCAGCAGGGGAACAGAGGCUGCAUGGAGGGCUGGACCGGACCCGACUGCAAAUCAGCCAUCUGCAAACAAGGAUGCAGCCUGCAGCAUGGGACGUGCAGCGUGCCGGGUGAAUGCAAGUGUAACUACGGCUGGCAGGGAUCGCUUUGUGACGAGUGCCUGCCGUAUCCCGGCUGUGUUCACGGUACCUGCAACGGGCCCUGGCAGUGCACCUGUGAGAAGAACUGGGGCGGUCUGCUCUGUGAUAAAGACCUGAACUACUGUGGGACCAACCGACCCUGUAAGAACGGAGGCACGUGCAUGAACACAGAGCCAGACGAGUAUAACUGCGCCUGUCCAGAUGGCUACUCUGGCAAGAACUGCGAGAUCGCGGAGCACGCCUGUGUUUCCAACCCCUGUGCCAGCGGGGGAACAUGCCAUGAAGUCCCAUCAGGCUUUGAGUGUCACUGUCCGGCAGGCUGGUCCGGGCCAACCUGUGCUAAAGACACGGAUGAGUGUGCCUCCAACCCCUGUGCUCAGGGUGGAACCUGCAUGGACAUGGAGAAUGGCUUCGAAUGCCUCUGCCCUCCACAGUGGACGGGCAAGACCUGCCAGAUAGACGUUAAUGAGUGUGCAGGGAAGCCUUGCCUCAAUGCUUACUCUUGCAAAAACUUGAUUGGUGGAUAUCACUGUGCCUGCUUUCGUGGAUGGGUUGGCCAGAACUGUGACACCAACAUGAACAGCUGCCAUGGUCAGUGUCAGAACGGAGGGACCUGCAAGGAGGUGGCCAGAGGCUACCAGUGUGUUUGCCAGGCGGGGUUUGUGGGUCGCCACUGCGAGGUUCAGAGAAACCGCUGUGCCAGCAGUCCGUGUAGGAACGGUGGGCGCUGCCAUGCCCUGCUGGAGGGGUUUAUGUGUGAAUGCCCGCAGGGGUUUGCUGGUACAACCUGUGAGGUGCAGAAUGACCCGUGCAGCCCGAACCCAUGUCAAAAUAAAGCCCAGUGCCACAGCCUGAUGGGAGACUUCUACUGCAGCUGCCCGGACGAUUACGAGGGCAAAACGUGUUCGGAGCUUAAGGACCACUGCAAGACAAACCAUUGUCAAGUGAUUGACAGUUGCACGGUAGCCGUGGCUACCAACGACACCCAAAAGCGAGUGUGGCACAUCUCAUCUAAUGUGUGCGGUCCCCACGGCCGCUGCAUCAGCCUGCCUGCCGGGAACUUCAGCUGCUCCUGUGAGCCGGGAUUCACUGGCACCUACUGCCACGAGAACAUCAACGACUGUGCGUCAUCUCCCUGUAAGAACGGAGGUACUUGUAUUGAUGGGAUCAACUCCUUCCAGUGUUUCUGCCCAGACGGCUGGGAGGGCAGUCUGUGUGAUGCUGAUGUGAACGAGUGCAACAGGAACCCCUGUCAGAAUGGAGGCCAAUGUGUCGAUCUGCUGAACGACUUCUACUGCAACUGUGUGGACAACUGGAAAGGAAAGACCUGCCACUCGCGUGAGAGCCAGUGUGACUCCACUACCUGCAGCAAUGGCGGGACGUGUUACGACCAUGGAGACUCCUUCCUGUGUAGCUGCCCUUCAGGCUGGGGGGGCAGCACCUGCAACACAGCCAAGAACAGCACGUGCGACUCAGGUCCGUGUGAGAACGGCGGGACGUGUGUUGGAGCUGGAGACGCCUUCAACUGUAUCUGCAAGGACGGCUGGGAGGGAGCCACCUGCGCACAGAAUGUUGAUGACUGCAACCCACAUCCCUGCUACAACGGCGGCGUCUGCGUUGACGGCGUGAACUGGUUCCGCUGCGAGUGCACCCCGGGGUUCGCCGGACCGGACUGCCGCAUCAACAUAGAUGAGUGCCAGUCGUCUCCUUGUGCCGAAGGUUCCACCUGUGUAGAUGAAAUCAACGGCUACCGCUGCGUUUGUCCCCCGGGACACGCUGGAGCGCGCUGUCAGGAGUUCAUCGGCCUCGGGAAGCCGUGUCGUCACGCUGGCUUGCAGUUUCCUCACGGCAGCCGCUGGGAGGAGGAGUGCAACGCCUGCCAGUGUGUCAACGGAUUCGUCGGCUGCUCCAAGGUGAGGUGUGGCCGCCGGCCCUGCCUCCUCCCGAAGGCUCCGCCCCCCCCAGACGCCGAUGCCCCUUCCUGCCCAGCCGGCCACGAGUGUGUGGAGCAUCAGUUCCUCACCUGCUUCUCGCCGCCCUGUCACCAGUGGGGCGUGUGUUCAACGCCGGACCCCCCGACACCCCUGCACACCCAGUGCGAGCCCAACAGUGGUUACCUCGACAACAGCUGUGCUCGCAUCACGCUCAUCUUUAAAAAGGACAAAGUGCCACAGGGCACCACUAUAGAGAAGAUCUGCUCCGAGCUGCGGUACCUCCCUGUCACUCGGACGCUGGCGGAGGAGCGAGCGCUGCUCAUCCUCUGUGACCAGUCCUACUCCAACAGUGACGCCGUGGAGGUUGCCAUGUCCUUUGAAGAGGACAGGCGAUCGAAGGACAGUGAUCGGGACCGCGGUCAGAUCCAGAAGGCCGCAAGCGCUGUCAUUGGUGCCCUGUCCAAACGCCAAAACAGCAGUGUCAUGCUGGCCGUGGUGGAGAUCAAAGUGGAGACGCCGGUUGAGCCGCCGCCUGUUGGUUACCUGGUCCCGGUGCUGUGCGUUGUCUUCAGCCUCCUGUGGGUCUUCUGCAUCGUCGUCUGCGUCUGGUGGACGCGCAAGCGGAAGAAAGAGCGCAAGAGAGUGGCCCGCUCCGAGGACACCACGGUCAACAACCAGCUGGAGCCGCUGCGGAACAACCGCGGCAAAGACAUUCAGUACGAAUGCAAGAAGCUGAUGGGCCCGUCGGACCGAGUGUGUGACGGGGCGGAGGGCGAGGAGGGGGGGGAGCCGGACGGGGAGCCGGAGGAAGACGAGGAGAGGGUGCUGGGCAUGGGGGACAGGUGUCCGCCGCAGAAGUGCAGCGUAGCAGCCGCGAAGGACAGGGGGGAGAUGGGUAAGGGAGGGGUCAUCUGCACGUCCCGCAGCGGUCCGGUCAAGGCGCCACACCGGACGGCGUACAGCCCCAAAGACAACCGGUGUAAAAACCUGAACGCCGCCAAGCUCAGCGAGGACAUGAAAGACCACUAUGUAUGAACACGCGAGAGGGACGAGGGACCUUUUUCCCGAAUCAAAGAGAAAAAAAAAACUGCGAUGUCUUCAACGUCACUGAAUUUUCAACUCUUAAAAAAGCACCAAAAGUGAAGAUUAAAGAUGCUUUAAUUUUCUAUAUAUUUUUUUUGUUUUCGUUCGUCACACCUUAUUUAACUUCUUCUUUGUCUGCAAGCACGGAAUCCUUAUUUUUUUACCAAAAACCAACCCCAAAAAAAUACAGAAAAACAACAAAAAAAGAAAAAACAUCACAGCUUCAGGAUUUCUGCUUGUUCUCGUCACAGUGAUGAAAUCAAGAAACGUUUUCUUUUUCACAGCGCCCGAUUUCUCUCUGUGUACAAACAGUUUUUCCCACUUUGCCUCACCAGAACUAACGCUUUCCCUUUUUUUUUGUUUCUUAAGACUUUGAGAUGGGACUAAGCGUGCUCAGCUGGCAGCUGUUAACAUUGUUUCUACUGGUCCUGUCUGCCUUAGCCCAAACCUGCGGGCCUUUUCUACACUGUGUUCAUAUCAUGUCUUUUUAUUAAAAAAAAACAAUAAAAAAAACACAUUUUAUAUACAUUUAAAGUUCUUGAACAUUGCCGCAGAGAAUCCACUCUUUGAUACCUGGCAUGAGCAUUUUUUUUGUUUACAUUCAAAAACAUUUUUUUUCUUCAUUUUUUUUGUUAAGGCUUACUUACUUUUAAAUAAUAUGCCACUGCUUCCUGUGAUUCAACAUGAUGAUUUCUUUCAGUAUUUUCUUUGGUAGAAAAGUGCCUUUUAGCCCUUAUUCUUUUCUCUUUUUUUCUCUCUGCCUAUAGAGUUUAUGAAAGCAGAAUUUGAAAUACAUUUAAAGGGAAAGAUGUCCUAGUAACAACUCUUCACACCACAGUAAAGGUUAUUUUCUUUGCAAUGUACAUAUGUAAAUACGACAAAAAAUGGCUGUGUAUAUUUUAAUUUAGUAACUUAAGUGAUGCUUUGUAUCAUAGUUAUUCUAAAGUCUUUUGUUUUUGUGUUUUUUGUUAUGUCAUUCCGUUUUUAGUGUCUGUCGACCCUAUGACAGGUGUUACAGAUCGAUUUUGAAUCAUGAGCAUUGGCUUGAAAAGUAAACCCGUCAUGUUUGUUUUGUCUCUGUGUUGAUGGUGAUUUUUUUUGUCACAGCUGUUAACACAAAUGCAGAGUUUGUCAUUGAGAGAGGUUGUUAGCAUCUGAGCAGUGUUCACUGCUGCAACUAUAGAAACCUCCUUUCCAACAGUCCUGUUCAUUUCAUUGGAGUCUUGUUUUUCAUCCCCUAAA